This is a messenger RNA of Phyllopteryx taeniolatus (common seadragon), 3734 nucleotides long. Its product is annotated as cullin-3-B-like. Gene Ontology annotation, cellular component: Cul3-RING ubiquitin ligase complex. The coding region runs from base 359 to 2758 and encodes 799 amino acids. Gene Ontology annotation, biological process: protein ubiquitination; ubiquitin-dependent protein catabolic process. NCBI's taxonomy places the organism in Eukaryota, Metazoa, Chordata, Actinopteri, Syngnathiformes, Syngnathidae. The transcript is spliced from 16 exons. The record is from RefSeq and is a predicted model, not a curated record. Gene Ontology annotation, molecular function: ubiquitin protein ligase binding.
UAUGUGACACCACUUCGGUUUGGCUUUCCUGGCACCUGCCACCGUUGACACGCAGAAUCUCGCGAGACCUUCAUUUCUACACGUAAUUGGUCGUUUAUGUUUCUCAUUUAUUUGUAUUUUUUCCACUGGCUCUUGUUGAUCUUAUGCGACGGGUUAAGGUUUCUUUUCUUUUCUUUUCUUUUCUUUUCUUUCCUUUUCUUUUUAAACUAUAUAUCGCAGAAUGCAUUAUUGGUGGAAGCGACAGGUAUCAUUCGUUAUUGUUCCACCUCCUUCCAAAGAAAUGAGCAGCAUCUACGUAAUCAUUUUUCUAAGUAAGUCUAGCUUAUGACGCCAUAAUGUCGUUUGUUACAAAGGCAAAAUGUCCGCCCAGCGCGCGUCCUUAUACAAAGCUAGCACCCAAACGCAUCGAAUGCUGUCUCUUAUUAUUUGGGAGCGUCAUCAGCUGUCCAUGAGAAUCAUGUCUAAUCUUAAAGGCGAAACCAAGAAGGAAGCAAAAAUGAGGAUACGCGCUUUCCCUAUGACAAUGGAUGAGAAGUAUGUGGAAAAUAUCUGGGCCCUGCUAAAGAAUGCCAUCCACGAGAUUCAGAGGAAGAACAACAGUGGGCUGAGCUUCGAAGAGCUGUACAGGAAUGCCUACACCAUGGUGCUCCACAAGCAUGGGGAGAAGCUCUAUACAGGCCUAAGGGAGGUUGUCACAGAGCAUCUCAUCAACAAAGUACGACAAGAUGUCCUCAAAUGUCUCAAUAACAAAUUUCUGCAAAUACUAAAUCAAGAAUGGAAUGAUCAUCAAACUGCCACCAUCAUGAUUAGAGACAUCCUCAUGUACAUGGACCGAGUUUAUGUUCAGCAAAACAAUGUGGAGAAUGUGUACAACCUCAGCGUCAUCGUAUUCAGAGACCAGGUGGUUCACUACAGCUGCAUUCGAGAACACCUAUGGCAGACGCUACUGGACAUGAUUAAACGAGAGAGGAGGGGAGAAGUUGUAGACAGGGGAUCCAUCAGAAACACCUGCCAGAUGCUGAUGAUUCUCGGCCUUGACAGCAGGAUUGUGUAUGAGGAAGACUUUGAGCGUCCAUUCUUAGAAAUGUCAGCCGAAUUCUACCAGAUGGAAAGCCAAAGGUUUCUCACAGAAAACAGCACCAGCAUCUACAUCAAGAAGGUGGAGGCCAGAAUCAACGAGGAGAUUGAGCGGGUCAAACAUUGCUUAGACAAGUCAACGGAGGAGUCAAUUGUCAAGGUGGUUGAAAGGGAGCUGAUAACUAAACAUAUGAAAACCAUAGUGGAGAUGGAGAACUCCGGCAUGGUCCACAUGCUCCACAAUGGCAUAACAGAAGACCUUUGGUGCAUGUACAAGCUGUUCAGCCGUGUACCAAAUGGCCUAAAAACAAUGUGUGAUUGUAUGAGCUUGUACUUGAGAGAGCAGGGCAGGGCUCUAGUAUCAGAGGAAGGAGAGGGCAAAAACCCAGUCGACUAUAUACAGGGCCUGCUAAACCUGAAGACGGUGUUUGACCAUUUCCUUCACAAGUCUUUUAACAAUGACAAACUAUUCAAACAAACCAUAGCAGGAGACUUUGAGUAUUUCCUCAAUCUCAACUCCCGCUCACCAGAGUACCUAUCACUUUUCAUCGACGAUAAGCUCAAGAAAGGAGUACGAGGGUUGACAGAACAGGAGGUGGAGUUGAUUCUGGACAAGACCAUGGUGUUGUUCAGGUUUCUGCAAGAGAAAGAUGUUUUUGAAAGGUACUACAAGCAGCAUCUGGGCCGCAGACUGCUGAGCAACAAGAGCGUCUCGGACGAUUUAGAGAAGAGCAUGAUCUCCAAGCUCAAAACAGAAUGUGGCUGUCAGUUCACCUCAAAGCUAGAAGGGAUGUUUCGAGAUAUGACCAUCUCCAACACCACCAUGGAUGAGUUCAGACGACACGUACACGUCACGUCGGUCUCUCUAUGUGGCGUGGACUUGACCGUCCGAGUCCUCACUACCGGUUACUGGCCCACGCAGUCAGCAACACCCAGAUGCACCAUCCCUCUUUCCCCUCAGCACGCUUUUGAGGUCUUCAAAAGGUUUUACCUCGCCAAACACAGUGGUAGACAGCUCACGCUGCAACAUCACAUGGGUGGGGCAGACCUAAUAGCGACUUUCUACGGCGCUUUGAAAAAAGAUGAUGGUUGUGAAGCGAGCGUGGGAGGUGCCCAAAUGAGCGGUUCAAACUCCCGUAAGACCAUUCUGCAGGUGUCCACAUUCCAGAUGACCAUCCUCAUGCUCUUCAACCACAAAGAAUGCUUCUCGUUUGAGGAGAUCCACAAUGAGACAGAUAUUCCCAGAUGGGAGUUAGUGCGAGCAUUGCAGUCUUUGGCCUGCGGGAAGCCCACGCAGAGAGUUCUCACCAAAGAGCCAAAGUCCAAGGAGAUUGAAAACGGACAUGUGUUUACAGUCAAUGACCAGUUUACUGCCAAAGUGCACAGAGUCAAAAUACAGACAGUCGCUGCUAAACAAGGUGAAUCUGACCCAGAGAGGAAAGAGACACAGCAGAAAGUUGACGACGACAGGAAGGUUAUGAUUGAGGCAGCCAUAGUGCGCAUUAUGAAGUCCAGGAAGAAGAUACAGCACAACGUCCUGGUGGCCGAGGUGACUCAGCAGCUGCAGGCACGCUUCCUCCCCAGCCCCGUGGUCAUCAAAAAGCGCAUAGAGGGACUUAUAGAGAGGGAAUACUUGGCAAGGACUCCAGAAGACCGUAAUAUGUACACCUACAUCGCAUAGAUGGGGCUGUGUAGACGGAGGACGGACUGUUCUUUUCUAGGGCCUUACAACUACAAUGUACUAAAAUGGAAGAGAUAUAUACACAGAAAAUCACAUACUCAGAACCAGUAUUAUUCAAGGAAGCCACUUUCGUUCUUCUACCCCGAGAGAUCAGACUGACCAAUCCUUUGUGAAAAAUGUGAAUUUGCACCUUAUUUUUGUUUGUUUGAAUGCUGUAAAAUAAUUUAUUUUAGAAUGUAGAGUUAUACAACAAAAAUAAACCGAGGUAAUGCUCAAAUGUGUGUAAUUUAAAUAUGCUGAAACCAAUUUCAUUUUAUAUCAUUACAUUUCUACAUUUAAUUUUAUUUUGUCAGCUUAAUGCACAUAAGUGAAAGGUUUGGUAAUUGUUCUGCAAGUGCAUGUAUUUGAAAUGAAUGGGUAGAAUUAAAAUGUAAAACUAAAUAAGCACCCAGUAUUUGUUACCUGGAGCCAAAUGAAUACUUUGCAUGAAUAACUUUUUUUAAUUUGCCCUAUUAGCAUUUUUGCUUUAUUAUAGUUUUGUAAUUAUUUUAGAUCUUUCUGUGUGGAUUUUGUAUGUGCUCUUUGUGUUUGAGUUUUCUCCAAUUAUAUUGUUUUCUUGCAUUACACAAGUGUGUGCUGUCAAUUGAAGAGUAUAAAUCGCCUAUCUAGUGGAGCAGAUAAGUGGAAGGAUUGUUCAAUUGGUGAUACAAGCAUGAGAUUUGGUACAUUAUUCAAAUCCUACUCUUCUAAAACACCACUAGCCAUGCAAAAUUCCAAGAUGGUGGCCCCAAAACCCAUGAUGUCGCCCAAAAAAAUAUUUUCCUUCAUAGCUCCAAAUGCAUUGAUUUGAAUCCAUAUAUGUACUAAAGUUAAAUAUAAAGUUAGGUAUUGCAGAUAUUUUAUAAGUAUGUCUAUGUAUUACAGUUUUUAAGAUACAUUGUGUAUGUACUUUAACAAAGUGGAGAGCAAAAUAUUU